AAUAUGGCCAAAACAAUCUGGCAACGCUGGUCGGCUGUGCACUGUUGUUGUUGUCGAGGCAAGGAGACGGUGGCCGGUUGCUGCUACUGACCUUUCACAUCACGCCACAGGUCAAGCCAUGGCCGUCACAGCUACUAGAAUAGCCAAGAGCCUCACAGGGGUGCUGGGUCGCAGUUUCUCCACCAGCCGGGUUGCAGCAGCCAAUCAGCUCACAGUGCGUGAUGCCCUCAACUCCGCCCUAGAUGAGGAGAUGGAGCACGAUGAGAAUGUGUUCCUGAUGGGGGAGGAGGUGGCACAGUACGACGGGGCCUACAAGGUGUCAAGGGGCCUGUGGAAGAAGUACGGAGACCAGAGAGUUAUCGACACGCCCAUCACAGAGGCUGGCUUUGCUGGCAUUGCUGUUGGGGCGGCCUUGGGGGGACUGCGACCUGUGUGUGAGUUCAUGACCUUUAACUUCUCCAUGCAAGCCAUCGACCACGUUAUAAACUCUGCCGCCAAGACCUUCUACAUGUCUGCCGGCCUGCUGCACGUGCCUAUUGUGUUCCGAGGACCCAAUGGUGCAGCAGCCGGUGUGGGCGCCCAACACUCCCAGUGCUUUGGGGCGUGGUACUCACACUGCCCUGGCCUUAAGGUGGUGUCCCCCUAUAACUCUGAGGAUGCCAAGGGGCUGCUGAAGGCCGCCAUCCGGGACCCCGACCCCGUGGUGGUGCUGGAGAAUGAGCUGAUGUACGGCACGGCCUUCCCUGUCACUGAUGAAGUGCUGUCCAACGACUUCGUGCUGCCCAUCGGCAAGGCUAAGAUUGAGAGGGAAGGGAAUCACAUCACGCUGGUGGCCCACUCCCGUGCAGUGCAGGUGGCCCUGGAGGCGGCGACAGCCCUGGCAGGGGAGGGUGUGGAGUGUGAGGUGAUCAACCUGCGCACCCUGCGGCCCCUGGACGAGGAGGCCAUUGUACAGUCAGUGAUCAAGACGCACAACCUGGUGACCGUGGAGCAGGGCUGGCCACAGUGUGGCGUUGGCUCAGAGAUCUGUGCCAGGAUUGUUGAGAGCCCAGCGUUCCACUAUCUCGACUCUCCAGUGAUCAGAGUGACAGGCGUGGACGUUCCCAUGCCCUACGCCAAGAGCCUGGAGGUGGCCUGCGUCCCUCAACAACACGAUGUCAUUAAGGCUGUCAAAAAAGUACUCAAGCUCAUCAAGUAAACAUAUAUAUGGAGGGAGAGAGGGGUCAGGGAGGCACUGGCCAGGAAGGUAAGGAAGUGAGGAGAAACUGUGAUGUGGAAGGAUGCCCUGCUGAUGUUGCUGCUCUUAUUCUGUGUCUGUCUGCAACUGAAAAAGAGGGAUAAAGGAUUGAGAAGGGUGAUGUUUUUGAUGUUUUUCAAUUAGAGGAGUGGAGGAAAGGCCUGUUGUUAUGUUAUUCUUGUUCUAAACCACUCAUGUCUGUAGGAAAGGCUGAAAAAGAGGGAGAAAGAAUUGAGAAGGGUGAUGUUUUUGAUGUUUUUCAGUUAGAGGAGUGGAGAAAAGGCCUGUUGUUCCAGUUAUUGGUAUCCUGAAGUGUUUAUCUGCUGGAAAGAGUCAAAAUGGGUAAAGAAGAGGUUUUUUUUUUUUUUUUUUUUUUUUUUUUUUUUUUUUUUCACUUGAAUGACAAGAAUAAUAGUGGUGUGUAAAGUUGGGAAAUGAAGUUACAAGUGUGAAAAAUGGAUGGAAUGCUUAUUAAAAUGAUUGAAAUUUAUUAUAUUCAUAGUCAAGUUAAUGAAGAAACGAGACUGAAGUGAUAGUAUAGAAACUUAAACAAAGAUUCAGGUGAGGAAAAGUCUAUUUAUGAAGAAUGCCCAUUGUAAGUGUUGACAUGGAGUAAGUGUUGAAGAAUUCUUUAUAUCUGAAUUGGAGACAAGAUGGUAAAGGUUGCAAGGUUAAUGAUAAGUAAGAGACUGCCUCAGUUUGUAAGUUAUUAGAAGACUGGCUUAAGUCUGAAGUUAAGAAGGGAUAUAAUUAAUGCUUGUGAUAUUAUAAAGGUACUAAUAUUCCCGGCAAAGUAAGUACCUGUUAUAAUUAUGAGGAAUUUAUGGUAAAAUGAUGUUGAUGGGAACUGGAAAUGCAGAGUUAAGUUAAAAAAUAAUAAAUACAAAUAAAGGAAAAUGAGAAUGAACCAGGGAGUUUAUAAAGUAAUAGGACAAAAUCAAAAAAAGCUCUAGAAAUUAUUGAAAGAGAAUCACAAACUCCAGAAAUGAAUGAGAGAAUCAAAAUCAAGAAAUGAACAAGAGUGAGAGAGAGAAGCUCCAGAAAUUAACAAGAAAGACUGUUAGAAGCUCCACAAAUGGUUGAUGAACAAGAAACACAAGGAACAAUCACUCAGUGCAAGAAAAUGAAUGAAAGACUCCUGAAAAGUCCAAAAAAUUAAGAAAAGGCAGUUAGAAUCUUGAGAAACAUGAUGAAUAAGAGACACAAGAAACAAGCAUACAAGAAUUAAUGAAACUCUUGAAAACUCCAAAUAUUAAGAAGACAGUAAAGAAAAUCAAUGCAUGAACAAGAAAACAAUCAGAAGCCAGAAACAAGAGCAAGACAAUAAAAGAAAAAAUCUACAAACAAAGAAGAAAACAAUAAAGUCAGAAAUAAGAGCAAGAAAAUAAAAAAAAUACACACAAGACAAUAAAGAAAUUUGAGAAACAAACAAGAAAACAAUUAAAGCCAGAAACAAGAGCAAGAAAAUUAAGACAGAUUAAAAAAGAAAUGCAAUAAAAAAAAACUUGAGAAACAAACAAAAACAACUGGAACGUCAGAAACAAGAACAAGAAAGUAAAAAAAAAUUAAGAAAACAAAAGAAAAGCAAAACAAUAAGUAAAAACUCCACAAACAAGAAAAUAAGGUCAAACAAUGAAAAAAAAUCCAAAAAUUAACAAAACAAGAGUGGGACAAUAAAAAAAACAACUCCAGGAAUGAACAAGAAAACAACUUGAAGGUCAGGAACAAGAGCCAGUCAGUAAAUCAGCAGAAUCGGCAGAGUUAGCAGGGUAGUGAUGACGCAGCAGGACUGGUGUGACUUGGGUGCCUCUGCUGCCUUCCACUGACCCCUUCCAUUGCCCAAAAGUCCAUAACCUAGAGGGGGUAAUAGAUUAACGCUAAAUUAUAAUCUGUUGGAACCGCCGCCGCUGCUGCCGUCGUCGCCAGCGCUCAGCGGAGGAAUGACGUAUCAAUCUCUGUACAUAGUGAAAAUUUUUGGUGAAUAAUAUAUAUAUAAAAGCAAUUAAUUACUUUUUAA
Messenger RNA from Scylla paramamosain (green mud crab), 3254 nucleotides. It is a transcript of the gene Pdhb, whose product is annotated as pyruvate dehydrogenase E1 component subunit beta, mitochondrial-like. Gene Ontology annotation, biological process: pyruvate decarboxylation to acetyl-CoA. Gene Ontology annotation, molecular function: pyruvate dehydrogenase (acetyl-transferring) activity. NCBI's taxonomy places the organism in Eukaryota, Metazoa, Arthropoda, Malacostraca, Decapoda, Portunidae. The record is from RefSeq and is a predicted model, not a curated record. The transcript is spliced from 8 exons. Bases 119 to 1198 code for a protein of 359 amino acids.